AAAAUAAAAAAAUCUGAAAGUAAACUUUUGCUGACCCCUGAAAACUUCAAUUUUUAUUUCUGAUUUCUGAUAUUCCGAUAUUCUGACAAUUCUGCAAUUGUUCUUUGUCUUUGCAUUUGGUUUUGUUGUUCUAAUUGCUGUUGUUAUUAUCAUUUGCAUUUUGUUUAUUAUCUUCCAUCAUGCUGCUCAUCCGAAGAACACACUGCCAGCGCAACCUCCUCCGCUCUCUCCGCUACUCCUCCUCCUCUUCCUCCUCCUCCUCCUCCUCCUCAUCGCCAACCACCCCCAACGCAGACACCACCACACAAUCCGCCCCCCGCCGGAUAUCAUACGAACCUCCACGUCUCCCCCCUCUCGACCUCUCCUCUACAAAGAACACCCGCCGCGGCUGGCGCCCCAGCACACCCGUCAAAGCAGCGCUCGGCAUCGCCGGCGCGCUCUACGCAGCCUACCUCUUUAAGACGCACUUUGUCGACGACACCCACACCAUCCCGCCGUCCGACCUCCCAUCCGCCCCCGCGCUUGACCCGGCUGCGUUCUCGACCUUUAUCCUCACGCACCGCGAGAAAGUCGCUGACGACCUCUACAUCAUCGAGCUCUCGCCUCCCUACGAAAAGGUAAAGCACCUGCAAAAGUCCCGCAAGAAGCGCACGCCCGAAAACGACCCGCGCGACCCCCCGCUCGCAAACGAUCCGGGUCUUAUUGGCGUUUGGGACGGGUCCCGGACCUGGUCGAUCGAAGUCGUGCAGCCGCAGCUGCAGGUCGUGAGAAAGUACACUCCCCUUCCGCUCUACUACGUCCUCGGCCUGCGUCCGUCAUCCACCUCGCCGUCAGGCACCGAGCGCACCGCCCUGCUCCGCAUCCUAGGCCCGACCCCGGACGACGACGAAGGCAAGCUCGUGCUCGUCGUCCGCCGCUACGCAGACGGCGAACUCUCCCGCUACCUCUGCGGCAUCCCCAUCAACUCCCGCGUCGCCGUCCGCGGGCCCUUCACCGAACUCUCGCUCCCGGAAUCCGUCCAGCCUCGGAGCAUAACCGACGCCAAACGCCGCCAUCUCGCGCUCAAAGCACCGUUCAUCCUCCCCUUGCUCACGCCGAUGUCGGACUCGCCGUCCUCGCUCCCGCCGCCGCUCGCUCGGCCCCAGGUCCCUGCCGACAUCGUCUUCUUCGCCGCGGGAACGGGUAUCGCGCCCGUGCUGCAGCUCUUGCUCAGUAAAAACCCGCCUCCGGGACAGACAAUAAUCCACUACUCUGUCCGCACGCGCGCCGACGCUUCCGCAUUCAACCGCAUCCUGCUCUUCCUCGAGCGCGCGGGUCGCGCCCAAGUCCACCUGCACGUCGACGACGAACGCACCCGUCUCAAUCCUUCCGACGUCCCGCGCCCGACUUCCGCAACCGACCUCGAACGCUACGCGGCCUCAACGCAAGGCAAAUCCGAGCGCGACAGAUUCUACUCUGAAAACAGCGCUGCAAACAAGUUUGCAAACGCGGUCGAGUGGACGGACGCGCGGAAUAAGGCGUUUCGCGGGAAACCGCCUGCGCGGCCGAUGUUUGCGAUCGUCUCUGGACCGGAGGGGUUUGUGGAGUAUGUCGCGGGAAAACGCGCGGACGUGUCGACUUUGAACUCGCCGGUUGGGACGAGGCCGGUGGAGGACGAUGGUAAUGAGCAGGGCAAGGUUGGUGGGUUGCUGAAAAGUAAAGGAUGGGACGAGUCGAACGUGUAUAAACUAUAACUGCUCUGAUCCUAGAUGUAAAUACUUAAUCUUUGAUGUAAAUACUAUGUGUUCUAUGCCAUUCAAAACGUCCUAUGUAUAUAGCUACGUGAAAACACCGCUCUAUCAUCAAGAUAGAAUGAACGUACAAACAGAAACAUGAAUAUGAAUAACUCCAGCCGAUCCCAUAAACAAAGUAGACAAAGUAAACAAAUAGGCAAAUAAAAUCAACUCUCGUAAUCCUCCAUCGGAAUCGUGUCCUUGACCACGAUAAUCUCCUUGGACAACAACUCCCUCAGCACAU
Messenger RNA from Myxozyma melibiosi, 2016 nucleotides. RefSeq lists its product as uncharacterized. The transcript has a single exon. The coding region runs from base 180 to 1733 and encodes 517 amino acids. Gene Ontology annotation, biological process: cytochrome c-heme linkage. The record is from RefSeq and is a predicted model, not a curated record. Gene Ontology annotation, cellular component: mitochondrion. Gene Ontology annotation, molecular function: FAD binding; oxidoreductase activity. NCBI's taxonomy places the organism in Eukaryota, Fungi, Ascomycota, Lipomycetes, Lipomycetales, Lipomycetaceae.